Messenger RNA from Periophthalmus magnuspinnatus, 3443 nucleotides. RefSeq names its product platelet-derived growth factor receptor beta-like. The transcript is spliced from 27 exons. Gene Ontology annotation, cellular component: signaling receptor complex. NCBI's taxonomy places the organism in Eukaryota, Metazoa, Chordata, Actinopteri, Gobiiformes, Gobiidae. The coding region runs from base 278 to 3352 and encodes 1024 amino acids. Gene Ontology annotation, biological process: multicellular organism development; protein phosphorylation; positive regulation of kinase activity. The record is from RefSeq and is a predicted model, not a curated record. Gene Ontology annotation, molecular function: ATP binding; transmembrane receptor protein tyrosine kinase activity.
GUCUGAGCUCAGUCUGAACUCAGUCCACAACAGAAAGACCAGAGAGAGACCGGGACUGAACCGGGACUAAACCAGGACUGUACCGGGACUGAACCGGGACUAAACCAGGACCAACUCAGGAUCUAAACCAAGGUCUAAACCAGGACAACAAGGAGCGAGAAGACGAGGGUGUAGGAGACGAGGAGAGGAGACGAAGACGUAGGAGACAAGGAGUGAUUGGCUGCUGACCAUGGAGCACCAGUGACAUCACAGGUGACAUCACAGGAGAAGAGUUUCCAUGGCGACGGCGAGCACAGGAAGUGUGAUGCUCCACUUCCUGUUUGGCCUGUUUCUCCUCUCUCCUGAAGGGGGCGUCUCCUCCCUGGAGCUCCUCCCCCCCGCCUCCAGAGUCACCCUUCAACAAAACGCCAACUUCAGCACGGUGUGCUCGGGCUGGAGUGAUGUCACCUGGGCGUUGCCUAGAGACAGCGUUGAGGGCGUGUCUGUGGAGGACUCGGGCUCCUCCUCUGUGCUCCGCCUCUUUAAUGUCACCUGGAGGGAGUCGGGGAGAUACACUUGCUCUGAACCGGACUCGGACCAGAGCCGGACCUUGGACCUGUUUGUGCCUGGGACAGGUCCUUCAGACUGGUUCCUGCCGUCGUCUAACCCGGUGGUGAUGCGUCAGACCCGGAUGGCGUUGGUCCCGUGCUCGGUGUCAGACCCGGACUUGGAGGUGGAGCUUUGGGAGCGCUCGGGACCGGACAGGAUCCCGGUGAGUCCGAUCCGGUUUGAUCCGGCUCUGGGUUUCACGGCCGAAGUCAACGACACGUCCUACAUGUGCAGCGCCCGCCGCGGCCAGCAGGAGGCGCUGUCUCAGGUUUUCUACGUCUUCAGCACCGUCGGUCCAGAGGAGGUCCUGGUGGACCUCUCCUCCUCGGCUGUGGUCCUGAGGUCUGGAGAUCCUCUGAUGGUGAACUGUACCGUGUCUGAGUCUGAGUUUGUGUACUUCUCCUGGCAGUAUCCACGGCAACGCCACCCCGACGCACAGGAGGUGGAGCCUCUGACAGAGUUCAUGUUGAACCAGGUGCGCUCCUUCCUCAACAUCUCAGAGACCAGCCUGCAGGACUCAGGUGUGUACGUCUGCUCUGUGGAAGAGGCUGUUCAUCGGCAGAAGAUCCAGAAGAGUCUGAACAUCACCAUCCUGGACCGGGGCUUCUUGGACCUGAGUCCCUCUGAGGCGACUGUUGUCCAGACUCUGCUGCACCACACGGUGGCGCUGUCGCUGCACGUCAGAGCGUUCCCUCCUCCCAACAUCACCUGGACCAUCGCUGCGGCAACCAACUUCACCCUCAUCUCCAUGGCAACCUGGGACCCCAACAUCACCACAGCAACCACAUCUGCAUCACCAUCAGCAUCCACCACCAAGCUGUCACACACCAGGUUUCUCAGCGUGCUCAGGUUGGAUGAAGUCCAGCUGAACCAAACAGGAAGUUACAUCGCCACGGUUUCCAAUGACGAGGACAUCAAAGAGGUUGCGUUCUGGCUGGAGGUCAGAGCGCCCCCUAGGAUCCGCACGUUAUCAGAGGUGGGUGAGGCCUCUGUGCUGUGUGUGUCUGAAGCAGCCCCACCCCCAAAGAUCACCUGGCUGACCUGCCCCUCUGAGCUCAGGUGCAUUGACGACGGUUGGACAAAUGUUUCUGCCGGAGCCUCAGUCAAAGACAAGGCCACCGAAAAACAAGGACUCACUCAGGUCCACAGUGUCCUGACCCUCAGGUCCUUGGACUCGGUCUCUGCUGUUCGAUGUGAAUCCAAAAACUCUGUGGGACGUCGAGCCUGGGACAUCAGACUGGUGUCCUCCUCUCUCUUGUCUCAGGUGAAGGUUCUCGCUGCAGUUCUGGUUCUGGUGGUUUUGGCCGUGAUCUUCCUCAUCCUCCUCAUCGUCCUGUGGAGAAAGAAGCCGCGCUGGGCUCUGGGUUGGCGUCUGCUUGACUCGAUUACUCCAGAUGCCCCGGAGGCUCCGGUCUCAUACUGUGACUCUGAGCUGCCGUACGAGCCGCAGUGGGAGGUCCCCAGAGACAGAGUCCAGCUGGGUUCUGUGUUGAGUUCAGGGACGUUCGGGAGAAUCGUCGAGGCCACAGUCCUGAGUCUGUCUGGUCCAGAGUCCAGCUCCAGAGCCACAGUCCUGACGCCCAAAGGUGGCGCUCUACACUCUCUUCUCUCAGACCUGAAGAUUCUGAUCCACGUUGGUCCUCACCUAAACCUCCUGAACCUGAAAGGAGCCUGCACCCGCGACGGGCCCCUGAUGGUGAUCUCAGAGUGGUGUUGUCAUGGAGACCUCAGCUCGUACCUGAAGAAGCACAGACACACCUGUGGCUCUGGCCCCGCCCACUCUCACAGUGAGAGCGACGGCUACAUGGACAUGACCUCAGAGCCUCAGUACGUCGCCAUGAAGCAGCUGUGUGUCCCCCAGGAACCGGAGUACCACCUCCUCCACAACACCCCCAACACGACAGAGCCACAGGGGGCGCUGUCUCCAGACGACCUGUCUGUGUCAGAUCUGCUCUUCUUCUGUUUCCAAGCGGCCAGCGCCAUGGACUUCCUGUCGCAGAGAAACGUGGUGCACAGGGAUCUCGGAGCUCGGAAUGUUCUCGUUUCUGACGGGAAAGUUCUGAAGAUUUGUGACUUUGGUUUGGGCCAAAAUCUGAAAGAGAGACAAGAGUAUGAGAAGAGAGGGAACGCCCGUCUCCCGGUGAAGUGGAUGUCUCCAGAGAGUAUCUUCCUCUGUGUUUACACCACUCAGAGCGACGUGUGGUCCUACGGAGUCCUGCUGUGGGAGAUCUACUCUAUGGGAGACCUUCCGUAUCCCGACGUUCCCGUGUCUCGGUUCUGCUCCGACCUGAAGAACGGAAAACGCCUCGAAAGACCAGAGCUCGCCCCCAAAGAAAUUUACGACCUGAUGCUUAGCUGUUGGGAGCAGAGUCCAGACUUCAGACCGUCGUUCUCGUCUCUGGUCGAGUCUGUGGGAAAACUUCUUCCUGCUCAGAGUCACCAGAGAUACUCGGUUCUGAAGGAACAGUUCCUCUCAGACCCUGCUGUGAUCCAGACCCAAGGCCAGACUGAACCAGGACCAAACCAGACCAGAACUGAACCAGGACUGGACCAGGACUCUGCCGCUCCUCAGGUGACUGUGCACCUGUCGGGUGAAGAGCCACAGACAAUAGGCCCCGCCCAUUCAGACGAUAUCACCGAUAUGAGUGAGGUCACCAUGGAGACAGGAGGAGGCGCUGCGCUGGACGCAGAGGACAAGGACAAGUCGGAUCCGUCUGAGGAACAGGAUGUGACAUCAUCGCCGCAGCAGGAAAGCUGUCUCUGAUUGGUCCGUUUGAAUAUUAUGUUUUUGUGUUAUCGUAGAUUUGAGCUGUUUUGUAUCAAACGCUUUGGAUUUUACAAAAUAAAAAUUUCAU